Messenger RNA from Rattus norvegicus (Norway rat), 2287 nucleotides. It is a transcript of the gene Angptl7, whose product is annotated as angiopoietin like 7. Gene Ontology annotation, biological process: negative regulation of vasculature development involved in avascular cornea development in camera-type eye; blood coagulation; regulation of extracellular matrix organization. The transcript is spliced from 5 exons. Lineage: Eukaryota; Metazoa; Chordata; Mammalia; Rodentia; Muridae. Gene Ontology annotation, molecular function: identical protein binding. Gene Ontology annotation, cellular component: extracellular region. The coding region runs from base 192 to 1205 and encodes 337 amino acids. The record is from RefSeq and is marked validated.
AGACUUGGGAAGGAAAAGUGUUUAAAUACCCACCAAGCUCCGUUUCAGAAACUCCAGCUUUAAGAAAGGCACACAGAGGAAGGAGACCACGAGGAAGGAAGAAAACUGCCCUUGUGAGUCAAACACUAAGCUUCCUAGUUCUGCUGAAUACAGACUCUAGGAGGAAGACCUGCCCCAGAGGCCUGCACACAAUGCUGAGGACCACCUGGCUAUGCAUUCUCCUGGUAGCCUCUGUCAGUCGCCCCGUGUGGCUGCAGAAGCCUCAUAAACGCAAGACACAGCUCAAAGCAGCCGGCUGCUGUGAGGAGAUGAGGGAGCUCAAGGCCCAGGUCGCCAACCUCAGCAGUCUGCUGGGUGAGCUGAGCAGGAAGCAGGAGAGCGACUGGGUCAGUGUGGUCAUGCAGGUGAUGGAGCUGGAGAGCAGCAGCAAGCGCAUGGAGUCUCGGCUCACCACUGCCGAGAGCAAGUACUCUGAGAUGAACAACCAGAUCGACAUCAUGCAGUUACAGGCUGCACAGACCGUCACACAGACCUCGGCAGAUGCCAUCUACGACUGUUCCUCCCUGUACCAGAAGAACUACCGAAUCUCUGGAGUGUACAAGCUUCCUCCAGAUGAGUUCCUGGGCAGCCCUGAGUUAGAGGUGUUCUGUGACAUGGAAACUUCAGGAGGAGGCUGGACCAUCAUCCAGAGGCGCAAGAGUGGCCUAGUCUCCUUCUACCAAGACUGGAAACAGUAUAAGCAAGGGUUUGGCAGCAUUCGAGGCGACUUCUGGCUAGGGAAUGAACAUAUUCACCGGCUUACCAGGCAGCCAACAAGGCUUCGUGUGGAGCUGGAGGACUGGGAGGGCAACGCACGCUACGCAGAGUACAGCUACUUUGCGUUGGGCAAUGAACUGAACAGCUACCGCCUCUUCCUGGGGAACUACAGUGGCAACGUGGGGAAGGACGCUCUCCUCUAUCAUAACAACACCGUCUUCAGCACCAAGGACAAGGACAAUGACAACUGCUUGGACAAGUGUGCACAGCUCCGAAAAGGUGGCUACUGGUACAACUGCUGCACAGACUCCAACCUCAAUGGGGUGUACUACCGCCUGGGGGAGCACCGGAAGCACAUGGAUGGCAUCAGCUGGUAUGGCUGGCAUGGAGCCAACUAUUCCCUCAAACGGGUGGAGAUGAAGAUCCGUCCAGAAGCCUUCACGCCCUAGGAGAAGGUUGCUGCAGAGCUAUGUGAGGCGGAGGCUGAGGAGGGAGAGCAGGAUGGGAAGAGGGUGGACAAAAGGUAGGAAGGGGACAGUUUAUCAUCCAGGAGCGUGACACAACUUCACCUGUGCACACAAGAGCACAUGCACACACAACAGAACCACACAGACCAAACAGUGCACAUUAGCAGAUGGCACCAGGCCAGUAGGUGCCAUGGUGCCUCAGGGGAGGACUGAGUGGGCCCACAGAGCAGAAGCUCAUCCUCCACACCCUUAGCUGUGCUCAACAGUGACCCUGAGGUCACGAAACCUGUUUCCCCUACCUGAGGCUCAGAUGACAUGAGGGAAAAGAAAAAUAAAAGGAACUGUUGUGACCCUCCGUGGAGAGGCCAUGAAAAAUGAAAGCAGAUGGUGGAGAAGGGGCUUCCCCUUCUUAGGUCCCAUGACACUUCCUUGUGUCUAUAGGAUUUGUUUUGUUUUCCUUUGUGACACAGGGUCUCUCUACACAGCUCUUGCUGUCCUGGAACUUACUAUGUAGACCAGGCUGGCCUUGAACUUAAAGAGAUCUGCUUCUGCUUCCAAAGUGCAGGGAUUAAAAGGCCUGCACCACCAUAACCAGCAUAUAGGAAUUUUAAGACACAAAAAAUGUGGAGCUGAAGACCAGCUGUCCAGAUUGGACUUGCUUCAAGGCAUCUCCAGGGUCUUAGUUAGGCCUUGCAGGCAGAAUCCUGGGGGAGAGAACAGUACUAUAAAGCACACUGUGGGCCUAACGUGGGAGAGAGAGAGGACCAGCGGGGAGGCGAGCACAGUCUCUGGGUGAUCACAACACUGCCUUCACUCUCCAUCAAAAAACAUUCUUUUUUUUUUUUUUUUUUUUUUUUUUUUUUUUUUUUUUACUUAUUCUGUAAGAAACAGACUCAAACAGAUCCCCUUUAACAAAAAUGCCUGGAAAAUAAGGGUACAUGGCGCUGUGGUUUAAAACUUGUGCUAUAUAGAGAAGCAUCUUCCUUGUAAAAAUAAAAUAUUGUAGUUUUCAUUUUGAAUAUUCAAAAUAUCUUUUUCUUUUACAAUAAAUACUAUCAAAAUUU